This is a messenger RNA of Ustilaginoidea virens, 1191 nucleotides long. RefSeq lists its product as uncharacterized. The transcript has 3 exons. Gene Ontology annotation, molecular function: aspartic-type endopeptidase activity. Gene Ontology annotation, biological process: proteolysis. Lineage: Eukaryota; Fungi; Ascomycota; Sordariomycetes; Hypocreales; Clavicipitaceae. The record is from RefSeq and is a predicted model, not a curated record. The coding region runs from base 1 to 1191 and encodes 396 amino acids. Gene Ontology annotation, cellular component: fungal-type vacuole.
AUGAAGAGCGCGCUGAUCGCCGCGGCUGCCCUUGCUGGCUCCGCCCAGGCUGGAGUCCACAAGCUGAAGCUCCAGAAGGUGUCUCUGGAGGAACAGUUGGCCGGCGCCUCCAUCGAAGAGCAGGUUCAACAGCUAGGGCAAAAGUACCUCGGUGGUGUUCGGCCCAUGUCCCGAGCCGACGUCAUGUUCAAUACCAAGGCUCCCCAGCCACAAGGUGGCCAUCCGGUUCCUGUCACAAACUUCAUGAACGCUCAGUAUUUCUCCGAGAUAACCAUCGGCACUCCUCCGCAGAGCUUCAAGGUUGUGCUCGACACUGGUAGCUCCAACCUCUGGGUCCCUUCCCAGUCCUGCAGCAGCAUUGCUUGCUUCCUGCACUCGACUUAUGACUCCAGCUCUUCUUCGUCGUACAAGAAGAAUGGCUCCGACUUUGCGAUCCAGUACGGAUCAGGCAGCUUGUCUGGCUUUGUCUCCAACGAUGUCAUGUCCAUUGGUGACUUGAAGAUCAAGAAGCAGGACUUUGCCGAAGCUACCAAGGAACCGGGCCUGGCCUUUGCGUUUGGUCGGUUUGAUGGAAUCCUUGGCCUCGGUUACGACACCAUCUCGGUCAAUCGCAUUGUCCCUCCCUUUUACAACAUGGUCAAUCAGAAGCUUCUCGAUGAGCCCGUAUUUUCUUUCUACCUUGGCAGCAGCGACGAGGGUAGCAUAGCCAUGUUUGGUGGCGUCGACGAGAGCUACUACACUGGCAAGAUUCAGUACAUUCCUCUCCGCCGCAAGGCCUACUGGGAGGUUGACAUCGAGUCCAUCGGCUUUGGGGAUGAAGUUGCUGAGCUUGAAAACACUGGCGCUAUCCUUGAUACCGGGACUUCCCUGAACGUUCUUCCCAGCGCCCUUGCUGAGCUGUUGAACAAGGAGAUUGGGGCGAAGAAGGGCUUCGGCGGCCAGUACACCAUCGACUGCGACAAGAUCGGAUCUCUACCCGAUAUUACCUUUAACCUUGCUGGCUUCAACUACAGCCUUCCUGCUUCUGAUUAUAUCCUAGAGCUUCAAGGUAGCUGCGUUUCUACCUUUCAGGGUAUGGAUAUUCCUGAGCCGGCUGGACCUCUAGUCAUUUUGGGCGAUGCCUUCCUCCGCCGAUACUACUCUGUAUAUGAUCUCGGCAAGCAUGCUGUCGGUCUCGCUCGGGCCAAGUAA